AGUCUAGCAAGCCACGCCCCUUCUUUGGGGUUUUGUGUGUGUGAAGGGGCGUGGCUAGACUUGCAAGACUAAACACCUUCUCUGUCACAUGUGUUGCUGUUUUUGGAACUGCUGGAAACAAGAUUUGCAGGCUCCAGUGGAGUAAGACAGAGGCUGAGAAGAUGAUGGAAUCAGCACAGAUUGAAGAUCAGGCAGCCCCGGACUCUGCCCCUAAUGUCGACACCCCCUCCAAAGAUUACCAGUCUAACGACAAAACUACCAACGGGCACGCCACACCCACAAGAGAUACAACUGCAAACGGUGACAUCACCACACUCGAUCAGUCCGAAGAUUCGCCGUCUGAUAAACAAGUAGACAGUGACAGUAACUCCCACUCCUUCGUUACCCUCUCGCCUCCAACCAGUCCCGACAAGGGUUAUGGUGAUGACGUCAAUUCCACCGUACUUCGGAGCCUCGAGGGAAGUACAAGCUCCACAGAACAACCGAAAUCAAAACUAGACAACCCUGAUUACCUGAAAAAACAGCGUAAAAUGAUGGAUAUGGAGAGCCCCAUUUCCCCCGGUCGAGAGAGGAGCUUGGAGCCUGAGGAGGGUCAGGAUAUCGACCUCAAGGUGGAGAUAACGGAAAGACUGAAACACACGGCCAAAAAUGACUCGUAUAUAUCUUACAAAAUCACCACCGAUAGCACCCGCCCCGGUUCUCUGUACGAGCAGUCCCACUACGAGGUGUGGAGGAGGUACAAGGACUUUGAGUGGCUCAGGGAUGUGCUGGAGAAGAUACACUACACUCUUAUCACCCCUCCUCUCCCUGGCAAGCAGAUAUCUCGAUUCUUUGAUCACAAGAGUGAGACGUUCCUCAAAGAGAGACAGAAAGCACUGGACAGGUUCCUUAAGAGACUGGCCUACCACCCAUACUUCUCGUUUGAUCGGCACUUGAAGAUCUUCCUCACUGCCGACCCCGAUACGUUUUCGUCCCACGUGAGCGAGAACAGCGGCAACUCCCUGAAACUGUUGAACAUGUUCUCCUCUUCUGUCAAGAAUGCCACCACUUACGUCAUGCUCAAAAACCCUGACCCCGACUACCUCAAGCACGCAAAGUAUUUCGCUGAGCUGGGCGAGAAGUUUAGUCACUUGGAGAGAGUAGCCACCCGUCUGCACACUGACAGGGACGAGCUCUCCAACAACUUGGAAGACUUUUCUUCGGCCAUGAUACAGUGGGCCACUCAUGAGCCACACCUAGCCCACCCCCUGCAGAAAGUCGGCACCUGUAUAGAGGCAUGCGGCAGUGCAACCAAGACUCUAAAUGAAGCAAAUGCUUACUCUCUACUGAUGGCCUCUAGAGAGUACCAGUUGUUCUCUGCAGCUGGAGUGAAUGCGGUUCAUAGGAGGGACGCUCUCCAGUACGAGAAGGAAAGGGCGUGGGACGAGAGAGACAAGAGGAAGAAGACUCAUGAUGACGCAGCUGCUACUGGCAAAGUGGUGAAGCUACCGAAAUUGGCAGAAGACGUGCAAAAGUCCAGCCUAGAUGCUGACAAGGCUCUUGAUGACCUGUCUAGAGCUAACGAGAUGUUGAGGGUGGACAUUGAGAAGUGGGGGGCCUCUAAGGACAGAGAGAUGUGCUCACUCAUGAAGCAUUUGGGAGACUCGCAUAUCACCUAUCAUCAGAAGUGUCUAGAUGAAUGGGAGGUAGUACUGAAGCUCCUUAAAUCCCGGGCGUCCAACAGCCCACCCCCUGAGCUCAUCGACCAAUCAAACGCUGAGUCUGAAGUAGAACAUAGACCAGACCUCCUCCUCCCCGGCAGUCUCCCAGGUAAAGACUCUCCGAGCGAACAACCAUCUGAAAAACUGGAAAAAUCUGAUUCUUUGGACGAUCUUUUUAGUUAAUAACUACCUAUUAUUUUUGUUACUGGUAAGUUUAUUUCAGUAAGUAAGUUUAUUGCAAAUUACUUUUUUUUUAUUGUUCUCUUAGCGUGUAUGUAAUGAAGUGAAUUUGAAUAUGCUGUAAUAUUACGGAG
Messenger RNA from Halichondria panicea, 2014 nucleotides. RefSeq names its product sorting nexin-30-like. Gene Ontology annotation, cellular component: phagophore assembly site; early endosome. Gene Ontology annotation, molecular function: phosphatidylinositol binding. Lineage: Eukaryota; Metazoa; Porifera; Demospongiae; Suberitida; Halichondriidae. Bases 162 to 1883 code for a protein of 573 amino acids. The transcript has 12 exons. The record is from RefSeq and is a predicted model, not a curated record. Gene Ontology annotation, biological process: protein transport; endocytic recycling; reticulophagy.